GCGCUCCGCAGUGCAUGGCCGAGCCUCGCCCGGCACCCGCGGCUCCGCCGGGGCUCCCGCCCGGGCCGGUCCCGGGCGCCCCCUCCCUCCCCGCCGCGCCCCCGCCCUGCCGCCGGCAGCCGUGACCUUGCCAUCCCGCAGCCUUGGGGACAGCCCUGGGGACAGCCGCGCUGGAUCGGGGAGCCGCCGUGGGAUGUGAUAGCCGGCGGAUCGCACGGAAAUAUUUCUUCUGGGAAAGGAGAGAGGCAGCCUCCUCCCGCGGUCGGGGGCCGUCAAGAAAAGCGGAUUUAAAGAGCAUCUUUGCCCCUUUGUUGGAUGAGAAGGACAGGGGAGGACCGGCAGGAUGAGCACUAGCACAGUUCCCUAUCAGCAAAACCCCUACAACCCUGGGAGCAGCUCCUCCGUGAUCCAGUGCUACCGCUGUGGGGACACCUGCAAGGGCGAGGUGGUGCGUGUCCAGAGCAAUCACUUCCACAUCCGCUGCUUCACCUGCCAAGUGUGCGGCUGCGACCUGGCACAGUCGGGCUUCUUCUUUAAGAACCAGGAGUACAUCUGCACCCACGACUACCAGCAGCUCUACGGGACCCGCUGCGACAGCUGUGGGGACUUCAUCACUGGAGAGGUCAUCUCCGCCCUGGGGAGGACCUACCACCCCAAGUGCUUUGUCUGCAGCACCUGCAGGAAGCCCUUCCCCAUCGGAGACAAGGUCACAUUCAGCGGGAAGGACUGCGUCUGCCAAAACUGCUCCCACUCUCUCAUCAGCACCAAACCCAUCAAGAUCCACGGGCCGAGCCACUGUGCUGGCUGUAAGGAGGAGAUCAAGCAAGGCCAGUCCCUCCUGGCCCUGGAGAAGCAGUGGCACGUCAGCUGCUUCAAGUGCCAAACGUGUGGGAUCAUCCUCACUGGCGAGUACAUCAGCAAGGAUGGCAUCCCAUACUGUGAGUCUGACUACCAUGCCCAGUUCGGCAUCAAGUGCGAGACCUGUGACCGGUACAUCAGUGGCCGGGUCCUGGAGGCAGGAGGGAAGCACUACCACCCCACCUGUGCCAGAUGUGUCCGCUGCCACCAGAUGUUCACAGAAGGAGAGGAGAUGUACCUCACAGGCUCUGAAGUGUGGCACCCGAUCUGCAAGCAGGCAGCCAGAGCAGAGAAGAAGCUGAAGCACAGAAGGACGUCGGAAACCUCCAUCUCCCCUCCUGGUUCCAGCAUUGGCUCCCCAAACCGUGUCAUCUGUGCUAAAGUGGAUAAUGAGAUCCUUAAUUACAAAGACCUGGCAGCUCUUCCCAAGAUUAAAGCCAUCUAUGAAGUGCAGCGUCCUGACCUCAUUUCCUACGAGCCCUAUCACAGAUACACGUCGGAUGAGACACUGGAGAGAUAUAGCUAUGGGGAGUCCCUGGGGACCCUCUCCCCAUACUCGCAGGACAUCUAUGAGAGCUUUGACACGCGGCAGAGGCGAGCCUCCAGCCCUGGCUACAUCGACUCCCCCACCUACAGCCGCCAGGGCAUGUCCCCCACCAUCCCCAGGUCCCCCCACCAUUUCUACCGCUCAGGCACCGAGAGUGGGCGCAGCUCCCCCUACUAUAGCCAGUUAGAUGUGAGGUCCUCCACUCCAACCUCAUACCAAGCACCCAAGCAUUUCCACAUCCCAGCUGCCGGCGAGAGUAACAUCUACCGGAAGCCCCCCAUCUACAAGCGCCAUGACAACCCCUCUGCAGCCACAAAAAGCAAAACCAGUGAAGAUAUCGCGCAGUCAUCCAAGUACAGCCCUGCCUACUCCCCGGAUCCGUACUACCACUCCGAGUCAGAGUACUGGCCCUUCCAAGGCUCGCCCAAAGCACCCCGGGCCCGGAGGUUCUCGUCAGGUGGUGAGGAGGAUGGGUACGACCGGGGCAUGCACAAGAUCCAGAGUGGCAUUGGCAGGCUGAUCCUGAGGGAGGAGAUGAAGGCUCGGUCCAACUCCUACGCAGACCCCUGGACACCCCCUCGCAGCUCGGCCAGCAGCAGAGAAGCCCUGCACACGACUGGCUAUGAGGGCUCCCUCAAUGGCUCUCCCAGAACCCACUACCUGGCCGACAGCGAUCCCCUCAUUUCUAAGUCGGCCUCCCUUCCUGCCUACAGGAGGAAUGGGCUGCACAGGCCUCCCAGCGCUGAGCUUUUCCACUACGACAGCACGAAUGCCGUCAACUGGGGGAUGCGAGGUAAGGGGCCACGGGGCCAGGGACCCUGUAAGCAUUCCAGAGCCAAAUCCUGUGGGGCUGCCACCUGCAGGCAGUUCUGGAAAAUGAGGCUGGAGGGAGGAUGGUGGGAAGAUCCUGGUAGCGGAGGGGUCAGCAUGGCUCAUGUCUCUCUUUUCUCUCUCCCCACAGAGUACAAGGUAAGAUGCUUCUGCUGCAAGGCUUGGCUGUCAGCCAGAGGUGGGAGUCCCGGAGAUGUGUCUGUGUGUCCCCAGGCUCUUCAGGGGGAAGUUUUGCCCUCUUCCUGCAAUGCCCUGCCUUUGUCCCUCUCCAUCCCCUACAUGACAGCCCCGUCCCAGGACUGUGGGGCUCGGACCAGAGUCCAUCCCCUCCUGCCAGGGUCCCAAGCACUCGGAUGAGCAGAAUUGUCUCCUGGGGAGGAACAGAGAAAGGUGGUUGUGGUGUGAUUUCCUACUCACACUUGUACCUGGGUCACUCCUGGUUUCACAGAGUGAGCAGGCUAUUCCAGAGCCACCAAGGGGAUUUAAGGUGGAUCAGGAUCACCCUGAGAGCAAGUUCCUCCUAUGCCUUGUCCCAUCCAGUCACUGGAGUCAGUUGUGCCACCCAAACACUGCUAGACAUGGCAGGAGGAGGUUUUGCCUUAGUGGUCCCCAUGGCCUCAUUCCCAAGUGUGUCUCAGUUGUCUUCUUCUGGCUCCAGAGCUGCCUCACGGUCUUCCUGUC
This is a messenger RNA of Pseudopipra pipra, 2917 nucleotides long. RefSeq names its product actin binding LIM protein family member 3 (gene ABLIM3). NCBI's taxonomy places the organism in Eukaryota, Metazoa, Chordata, Aves, Passeriformes, Pipridae. Gene Ontology annotation, biological process: lamellipodium assembly; cytoskeleton organization; cilium assembly. The coding region runs from base 344 to 2593 and encodes 749 amino acids. Gene Ontology annotation, cellular component: stress fiber; actin cytoskeleton. The transcript has 20 exons. Gene Ontology annotation, molecular function: actin filament binding. The record is from RefSeq and is a predicted model, not a curated record.